Talpa occidentalis (Iberian mole) is the source of this 1505-nucleotide messenger RNA. It is a transcript of the gene CCDC24, whose product is annotated as coiled-coil domain containing 24. Lineage: Eukaryota; Metazoa; Chordata; Mammalia; Eulipotyphla; Talpidae. The coding region runs from base 142 to 1491 and encodes 449 amino acids. The record is from RefSeq and is a predicted model, not a curated record. The transcript is spliced from 9 exons.
CAGGAGCCGGGCCGGAGGGGGCGCCAGGCUUCGGCGGCUCUGGACCGUGUGAAUUCUGCCGAGGGGCUUGGGAGAGGCCGGCGAGGGCGACGAGCUCCGAGCCUGGUGCCUGGUGACGGCGCAGGGCAGCGCGGGCAGGCCAUGCCCCGGGACGCCCCGUCGCUGUGGGAGCUGGUGGAGGAGCAUGUUCCGCUCCCAGAGCGGCUCGAAGUGAAGCGGAUUCUGGGGGAGACCACGGUGGAACUGAGUCGGGAGCUGCGGGCAGAGUUCUCAUUGCAGGUGGCGACGCUGCGGUCAUUGCUUCAGGAGACUCGGGCCUCCCACACCCAGAGCUCCCGCCCCACCUCCGACCCCUGGUCCCUCCUGGCACCUCCGCCUCUCCUAAGGGACUUAGUGCGCCAGGAACUCCGGCAGCUGCUCCAGGGUCUCCACCAGAAGGCCAUCUGCGAGGGCAGGGACACAACCCAGGCUUGGGUCCAGUACAGCCCCAGUGUCCUGCACUUUGCCUUGGAGGCGCCCAGGUGGGAUGUGCCAGAACAGGAGAUACUCCCGAUGAAAACUGGUGAAUCCAGGCAUGGGGGAGGCGACGCGAGGAGAGUGAUGGCCACUUCAGCUGACAGCAGCCAUCUCAGGGACCUCAGCACCAUGAAGGACCAACUGAACGUGUCUGACAUUGACCAAGUUGCCGGGCACCUGCGGGGCCUCCUGGAGGAGGAGUGUCGCACCUUGGAGAGGGAGAUCCCGGUCCUGCAGCGCUGCCUGGAGGAGGAGUACACGGGGCCACCCCAGUCCUCUGAGGCAACCGUAGAGCCCACCCUGGCAGAAACUGCCUUCUUCAGAGCUAAAGGAGCAGAAGGCAGCCAUGCAACAGGAGCUGCAGGCGCCUCUGAUGCCAUCCCGCAUGUCCCCCAGCCACAGGUGGCAGCCGUCCGGGCCCAGCCAGAGCCUCAGACCCUUGCCCUGUCUCCGUGGGACUGCGGGAGUUUGGGCUGGGCCACUCCAGGGCCACCUGCCCGCUCCUCCUCUGGAGAGCUGCCCCCGCCCCAGAGGCCCAUCUGCCACCUGCCGCUGGGGACGGAGGCUUCAGUGCAGCCCCAGGACAAGGCCAACUUCUACUCCAAUGUCCAGUGUCGUGCCCCAGGCCCCAAGCUGAGGGGCUGGCCAUGGAGCAGUCUCCAAUUUCUGCCGGAACUCACCCCAUCUGCUGCUGCCCUCUCAGCUGCUAUGGCCCAGCCCCCUCAUAUCCAGCCUUGGGUGGAUUCUCACCGGGACUCCAAGACUCAUUGUAUCAGGCCCUCACCCCAGCCCCAAGCCCAGCUUCUGGCCAGACCAUCAAAGCCUGUGGCCUUUCUCCUCCCAGGCCUCCACAAAGACCUGGCAGGCAGAGGUCUCAUCCCAGCCCUGACUCUUGUCCCCCUGGGGGAUUCAGACAAAGCACAGCAGCAGCUCAGAGACAGGAAUAGAAAUUUCAUUAAAAUCUAUGGACUUUAAAAUCCUAGUGGUGC